Molecule: messenger RNA, 1092 nt
Organism: Diplodia corticola
Lineage: Eukaryota; Fungi; Ascomycota; Dothideomycetes; Botryosphaeriales; Botryosphaeriaceae
Product: oxidoreductase
Exons: 4
Coding region: 1-1092 (363 amino acids)
Source: RefSeq, a predicted model, not a curated record
AUGUCCUCCUCCCCACCCACCUACGGCUUCCACACCACCGCCACCGCCGCCGCCGCCUCCCUCUCCGCCUCCAUCGCCGGCAAGACCGUCCUCACCACCGGCGUCACCCCCAACAGCCUCGGCGCGCACUUCGCCCUCACCCUCGGCGCGCACCGCCCGCGCCUCCUCAUCCUCGCCUCGCGCACGGAGUCCGCCAUCGCCGCCACCGCCGCCGCCCUCCGCGCCGCCCACCCCUCCGUCGCCGUCCGCGGCCUCGUCGUCGACCUCGCCUCCCUCGCGUCGGCGCGGCGCGCGGGCGACGAGGUCGCCGCCUGGCAGGAAGCGCAGGAAGAAGGCAUCGCGGCGGUGGUUGACGUCCUUGUCCUCAACGCCGGCGUCAUGGCGUGCGCGUACGCCGCCUCCGCCGACGGCUUCGAAUCCCAGUUCGCCGUCAACCACCUCGGGCACUUUGCGUUCGCCAACCGCGUCAUCCCUGGCAUGCUGGGCCCCGGCAGGCGGCCCCGCGUGGUGGUGGUGAGCAGCGAGGGCCAUCAGCUGAGCCCCGUGCGCUGGGCGGAUCCGGGGUUCUGCGCGGGCGAGGCGUAUGACAAGUGGCGCGCGUAUGGGCAGGCGAAGACGGCGAAUUGCUUGUAUGCGUGGGCGUUGGCGGAGAGGUUGGGCGGGAGGGGUCUGUUGGCGUUUAGUUUGCAUCCCGGGGCGAUUGCGACGAAUUUGGGGAGGCAUGUCGAUGUCGAGGGGGAGGAUUGGGUGCAUUUGAUGAGCGUCUUCGCCAGCAAUGGAAAUCCGCAGGGCUUCAAGGAGUACUGGGAGAAGAACCCGUUCAAGACUCUGGACGAGGGAACCUCGACACACGUCGUCGCGGCUUUUGCGGAUGGGCUCGAAAAGGAUAACGGCAAGUUCCUGAGAGACGCGCAGAUUUCGAGCUUCGACAUGGUCAGUCCGUGGGCUAGGAACUCGUAUGACGCAGAAAGGCUGUGGAAGAUGAGCGAGGACAUGCGCAUGGGUGUGGAAUCCCAACCCGGUUUUGCGAGGAUCAACAAGUACGACCAAAUCGACUUCCACGCGGAAGAGACGUACAUCUCCUACAAGUAA